This is a messenger RNA of Candida dubliniensis CD36, 1539 nucleotides long. It is a transcript of the gene THI6, whose product is annotated as bifunctional hydroxyethylthiazole kinase/thiamine-phosphate diphosphorylase. Gene Ontology annotation, molecular function: hydroxyethylthiazole kinase activity; ATP binding; thiamine-phosphate diphosphorylase activity. Gene Ontology annotation, cellular component: cytoplasm. Gene Ontology annotation, biological process: thiamine biosynthetic process. Bases 1 to 1539 code for a protein of 512 amino acids. The record is from RefSeq and is a predicted model, not a curated record. Lineage: Eukaryota; Fungi; Ascomycota; Pichiomycetes; Serinales; Debaryomycetaceae. The transcript has a single exon.
AUGAAAGUUGAUUAUACAUUAUAUUUAGUAACAGAUUCAGGAAUGGUUCCUAAAUCGUCUUCCUUUCUCAAACAAGUGGCAGAUUCUAUCAAUUACGGAGCUACAAUAGUUCAAUUACGUGAAAAGUCCCUUUCUACUUCAGAGUUUAUCAAAAGAGCAGAACAAGUCCACGAAUUGACACAAAAGCGGGGAAUCCCAUUAAUUAUAAAUGAUCGAGUUGAUGUUGCCCUUGCAGUGAAUGCUGAAGGUGUCCAUGUGGGUCAAGAUGAUAUGCCUGCGGCAAUUGCACGAAAAUUGAUUGGUGACGACAAAAUUCUUGGGGUAACUUGCUCUAAUGUUGAUGAAGUUCAGGAAGUAGUUGAUCAAGGAAUUGCUGAUUAUGUUGGCCUUGGAACGGUUUAUAAGACCAAUACAAAAAAAGAUGUAACUAAUCCUGAAGGAACAGGCCCCAGCGGGAUUAGAAAAAUGCUUCAAGUUUUGAACAAACACAAUUCAAAAUCAGGUGCCAAAAAAAUUCACAGCGUCGCUAUUGGUGGAAUAAACGACUUAAAUGUACGUAAUGUGAUGUUUCAAUGUGCUAUUCCAGGUGAGAAAAUUGAUGGAGUAGCAGUUGUCUCUUGUAUCAUGGCAAAUGAAAAUGCUGCCGAAGGAACUUUAUUAUUAUUAACACUUAUUUCAGGCUCUCCAUAUUGGAAUAUCCCUCAUUAUGACUCGAAAUAUAUACCAGACUACGAAGCCCAAAUAAAACAAUUGACAUCAUCACGCCCAUUGAUUCAUCAUAUAACCAAUAAUGUGGUGAAGAAUUUUAGUGCAAAUGUAACAUUGGCCAUAGGCGCUUCCCCUAUCAUGUCUGAAUUUGAAGAGGAAUUUGAAGAACUUGCCUCAAUCUAUAAUACAGCUUUGGUUUUAAAUUUAGGUACACCUUCCAAAGAGAUGAUGAAAAUAUUUAAAAAUGCAAUAUUAGCACACCAACCUAGAAAUCCAAUUAUAUUUGAUCCAGUCGGUUGUGGGGCUAGUAGGGCCAGAUUAGAAUGUUGUAAACAGUUGUUGGAUACAGGCUAUUUUGCUGUAAUUAAGGGCAAUGUUGGUGAGAUUUUGGCGUUGCAGAAGUUAACAAGCAGUUAUAUAGAAUUGCAAGAUAUAUCUUAUAUGAGAGGCGUUGAUUCGGUUUCAGAUCUUACGGAAGAAGAUAUCAUUUACAUAGGCAAACAAGUAUCUACUGAAUUCAAAACCGUUUUGGUUAUAACUGGGCCAACAAAUUAUAUUAUUGAAGGGCCGAACAAAGUGUUCAAAGUUCAAGGUGGUAACAAAUUGAUGGGUUCAAUUACUGGAUCUGGCUGUGCAUUGGGUAGUACAAUUGCAGCAUUUGUGACUAGUCAAGCCAAGUCAGCGUAUGGUCUUCCAAGUAAUUUCAACGCUGCUGUCAAUGCUGUAAAGCUUUAUAAUAAAGCUGGUGCUGCAGUAUCAGAAAAAACUCCUGGUAAAUUCAUGGCUUCUUUCCUUGAUAAUUUGUAUAGAUUGACUCAUUUUGAUAGUUGA